CGAUACAUAGAUGCAAGCGCAACCUCGGCAUCUAGCAACGCCCAUUAACAUAACAUUCACUAUUAACUAUCAUACUUGCAAGUAGGUAUUAUCUAAAAGGGUUUCAAAUCACUAAAUAAUAAGAAGAUGGCCGCGCCGGACGCAAGUAUAGCUGGUGUCCAACGUCGUGCCGCUGAGAAUCCUCAUGCCCUAUACCAAGCCUUUGAUUCUUAUCCAUGGAUUAAAGAUCGGGUAUUCACUGAACAACUCUCAAGUACUUUGACCAACUCUCAACCUGGCGAUCUCAGUCUUUCUGAGAUCGCUCUCCAGACUCGAAUCCAAAGAUUUAAACAACAAACCCAGAUUGAAGUUGACGGUGGCGCAUAUAACCAAUGGCUUACCCAAAACAACCGCCGGCCCCCAAGUAUUGUAUCUGAGCAGGCAGUUGCGGUAGAAGCAAUGACUAUAUCAAAUCCCGCGGACAGAAAACUGGCACAUCUCCUGGUUGAACUAGGUGAUCCAUUAGGCCAACUCGCUCUUCAACAAAUUACUCCCGAUUCAGCCAAUGUUGAAGUGCCCAGUUGGCAAAGCGCCGCACCGACGGCAGAACUCUUCAUUGAGAAGGAUCCCUCCUCAGCAGACCCUGAUAAGGAGCCAUAUCCUAAGAAAUUCGAGGAAAUAGUGGCGUUUUUACAGACGGGGCAGCCUAUACCUGGAAUAAGACAGAUCCCCGAUACGGUUAUCGAGGACCCGGCGUUCACGACUCAUGGCCGCCUUGCAGCACCACCAAAGCCUUGGGAAACUGGACGAACUCCUUCUGCCGAUGGCGCAGGGAUAUCGACUACGGGAAGCGGAAUAUGAAAUUGAGCAGUAUUUAUUCUUUACCAGGGGCAUCAGCACCCGAGAC
Molecule: messenger RNA, 886 nt
Organism: Daldinia vernicosa
Lineage: Eukaryota; Fungi; Ascomycota; Sordariomycetes; Xylariales; Hypoxylaceae
Exons: 3
Coding region: 127-840 (237 amino acids)
Source: RefSeq, a predicted model, not a curated record